Amblyraja radiata (thorny skate) is the source of this 8828-nucleotide messenger RNA. Its product is annotated as solute carrier family 12 member 5. The transcript has 26 exons. Bases 198 to 3533 code for a protein of 1111 amino acids. NCBI's taxonomy places the organism in Eukaryota, Metazoa, Chordata, Chondrichthyes, Rajiformes, Rajidae. Gene Ontology annotation, molecular function: potassium:chloride symporter activity. Gene Ontology annotation, biological process: chemical synaptic transmission; potassium ion import across plasma membrane; chloride ion homeostasis. Gene Ontology annotation, cellular component: plasma membrane. The record is from RefSeq and is a predicted model, not a curated record.
AGUCAGCUUGAGCUUGCUGCUGUCGUGUGUGCUGAGACGCUCUGCAGUGCAGCCUCCUCUUCUGUUUGGUGGAUAGAGAGAGGGACCUGACUGCAAGCUGAAGGCUCUGGUCCUUUUCCCCAGUCAACAGCAACCCCUCCACCCUCCCCCUCCCACCUACCCCCCCUUAUCUUGAACCACAACCAGCUGGGAAAACAAUGAUCAAUAAUUUGAACGAAUGUGAUGAUGGUGAUGGUGGUCCAAACCAGGGAGAUGCCAACCCCAAGGAAAGCAGUCCAUUCAUUAACAGUACUGAGGCUGAGAAAGGAAGAGAAUAUGAUGGGAAAAACAUGGCUCUAUUUGAGGAAGAAAUGGACACCAGCCCUAUGGUGUCAUCUCUUCUUAGUGGACUGGCCAACUACACCAACCUUCCCCAGGGGGUAAAGGAGCAUGAAGAGGCUGAAAAUAAUGAAGGAGCCAAGAAAAAGCAAGUCAAGGCAACACGAAUGGGUACAAUCAUGGGAGUCUACUUUCCCUGCCUGCAGAAUAUCUUCGGAGUCAUAUUGUUCUUACGUCUGACGUGGGUUGUGGGUGUUGGCGGGAUCAUGGAAACUUUCUUCAUUGUCAUCUUGUGCUGCUCCUGUACCAUGCUGACAGCAAUCUCGAUGAGUGCCAUCGCUACUAAUGGUGUUGUGCCAGCUGGUGGCGCCUACUACAUGAUCUCACGCUCAUUGGGUCCUGAAUUUGGUGGUGCGGUAGGUCUUUGUUUCUACCUGGGAACAACAUUUGCUGGUGCCAUGUACAUCCUGGGUACCAUUGAAAUCCUGCUGACCUACAUAUUCCCUGGUAUGGCAAUUUUCAAAGGCGAGGAAGCCAGUGAGGAAGCAGCAGCCAUGUUGAAUAACAUGCGUGUGUAUGGAACGUGUGUCCUCACCUGCAUGGCUCUAGUAGUCUUUGUAGGAGUUAAAUACGUCAACAAGUUUGCUCUGGUAUUCCUGGCAUGUGUCAUCUUAUCCAUUCUUUCUAUUUAUGCUGGAGUAAUCAAAUCUGCAUUUGACCCACCAAACUUCCCUGUCUGUAUUCUAGGGAACAGGACAUUGUCACAGAGUGAUUUUGAUAUUUGUGCCAAAGUGAUCACUGUGGCCAAUAAGACCGUGACCACCAAACUUUGGCGACUCUUCUGCACGUCUGAUUUGCUGAAUGCAACAUGUGAUGAAUACUUUAUGAACAAUAACGUCACUGAAGUACAAGGGAUCCCAGGAGUCGCCAGUGGACUUAUAGCAGAGAAUUUGUGGUCGAAUUAUCUGACUAAAGGUGUGUUUGUGGAGCAUAGUGAACUGCCUUCUGUCCCCGUCACCUCCAGGAAAGUUGACUUGGAGCAACCUUAUGUUUUCACUGACAUUUCAUCAUUUUUCACACUGCUGGUCGGCAUCUACUUCCCUUCAGUAACAGGAAUCAUGGCUGGUUCAAAUCGUUCCGGAGAUCUUAGGGAUGCCCAGAGGUCUAUUCCAAUUGGUACCAUCAUGGCGAUUGCAACAACUUCUGCAGUCUAUGUAUCCACUAUUAUUCUCUUUGGUGCAUGUAUAGAAGGUGUGGUGCUCCGAGACAAAUUUGGAGAGGGCGUGAAUGGGAAUCUUGUCAUUGGAACGUUGUCCUGGCCAAAUCCUUGGGUCAUUGUGAUUGGCUCAUUCUUCUCGACAUGUGGCGCUGGUCUUCAGAGCCUGACAGGCGCCCCUCGCCUCUUGCAGGCCAUCUCUCGAGAUGGGAUUGUACCAUUCCUACGGGUGUUUGGCCAUGGAAAAGCAAACGGUGAACCCACCUGGGCCCUGCUACUGACAGCAUGUAUCUGUGAAACCGGAAUCCUCAUUGCCUCUCUAGAUGAAGUAGCCCCCAUCCUUUCCAUGUUCUUCUUGAUGUGUUAUAUGUUUGUGAACCUGGCUUGCGCUCUGCAGACUCUACUCCGAACUCCGAACUGGAGACCCCGAUUCAAAUAUUACCACUGGGCUAUGUCAUUCCUGGGAAUGAGCCUGUGUCUGGCCCUGAUGUUUAUAUGCUCUUGGUACUAUGCCAUUGUGGCCAUGGUAAUAGCUGGACUUAUCUACAAGUAUAUUGAAUUCAAUGGAGCUGAGAAAGAAUGGGGUGAUGGAAUCCGUGGCGUGUCUCUCAGUGCGGCCCGCUACGCUCUACUCCGGCUUGAAGAAGGUCCUCCGCACACCAAGAACUGGAGGCCCCAACUUCUUGUGCUUGUAAAGGUGGACCAAGAUCAGAAUGUCAAACAUCCACAACUUCUGGCAUUCACCUGCCAGCUGAAGGCUGGGAAAGGACUCACUAUUGUGGGCUCUGUGUUACAGGGCAGCUUCCUGGAAAAUCACACCCAGGCCCAACGGGCUGAGGAGUCGAUUAAACGUCUCAUGGAAGUGGAGAAGGUGAAGGGGUUCUGCCAGGCAGUCGUAUCGUCCAACCUGCGCGAUGGCAUGUCCCACCUCAUCCAGUCAUGUGGUCUAGGAGGAAUGCAGCACAACACUGUCCUGAUGGGUUGGCCAAGAGCUUGGAGGCAAUCUGAUGAUCCCAGAACGUGGAAAAAUAUAAUUGAAGUGGUUCGAGAAACAACCGCAGGCCGCUUAGCCCUUCUGGUGGCUAAGAAUAUUGCAGCCUUCCCAUCCAGUCAGGAGAGGUACUCUGAGGGUUAUAUCGAUGUCUGGUGGAUAGUCCAUGAUGGAGGAAUGCUGAUGCUGUUGCCGUUCCUUCUCAGGCAGCACAAGGUGUGGAAGAAGUGCAAGAUGCGCAUUUUUACAGUGGCCCAGAUGGAAGAUAAUAGUAUCCAGAUGAAGAAGGACCUUAUCGUAUUCCUCUAUCACCUGCGUAUUGUAGCCGAAGUGGAAGUCGUAGAGAUGCAUGACAGUGACAUCUCAGCUUAUACUUAUGAGCGAACACUGAUGAUGGAGCAGCGGUCCCAGAUCCUGAAGGAAAUGCAACUGACGAAGAAUGAGAGAGAGCGUGAGAUUCAGAGCAUCACCGAUGAAUCGCGUGGCUCCAUUCGUCGUAAACAUCCAGCGAAAGCCAAGCUGCGCAUGGGAUCUCAGGAGGAACAGGAGGGAAGUGUUGAAGAGAAGCCUGAGGAGGAGGUUCAGUUGAUUCUUGACAAAACAGUUUCCACUCAGUCAAUAGCUUCUCAGUCACCUGCAGAUGAAGUGAGCACACCUGGAGAGAAAGUUCACAUGACCUGGACAAAAGAUAAGUUAACAGGAGAUAAGAACAAAAACAAAGGACCUGUGACACCAGAAGAAAUCCGGGAUCUCUUCAGUAUGAAACCUGAGUGGGAGAAUCUAAAUCAGUCAAAUGUUCGGCGGAUGCACACAGCAGUGAAACUGAAUGAAGCUAUUGUGAAGAAGUCGCAAGAAGCAAAGCUGGUCCUCCUGAACAUGCCUGGACCUCCUAAAAAUCGGAACGGAGAUGAAAACUACAUGGAGUUUCUGGAAGUGUUGACAGAAGGUCUGGAACGCGUGCUGUUGGUCCGUGGCGGAGGCCGAGAAGUUAUCACCAUUUACUCCUGAGCAUCAGUCCUGACCUGCGUUCACAUAAUGAACCCAUCACAGCUUUUUCUCAGUAACUCCUAGUCUCUUCUCAAUGUAUAAUAUUUCUCGUGCAGCUAAUGAAACAUUCUAUUCAAUUCCUGGCAAUGGUAUUUGUAAAAUGUUUCCUGUUGGAGGCAUGAUAGAAAGUAAUACUGAAAGACCAGUAAGGGGAAUGCUCACCGACACAGCUUCUUGUCAUAAAUUACUUUGCUUAUGCCUGUCUUCAGUUGUUCUCUAGGAACUUGCCAUUCAAGUACAAUAUUAGAAAGCUAUCAUUAUAAUACAUGGGCACUGAAGGUGUCAGUAACCCAUUCUGGGAUGUAUGGCUACAUACACAAAUUGGCAACAUUAAUAAUGCAAGGGAAAACUUUCCAGAAAACAUCCUAUUUACAAUUUAAACCUUGGUGCAUCAUGUGUGGAUUACUCCACAGGUGAGCUGUUCGUUAAGGUAGUCAUUCAAGGCCAGAAUCCUUCUACUUUACACAAGAUUAUUAGGCAAGAAUUUGGCUUACUUGCAUCUGCGAUGCAACCUUGUCAUUCUCCAAACAUCCAGUAUAAAUGAAUGAAAAACUGGCCCUUUGGCUGGUGUUUAUCCAGUUGAAGGCUCAUCUAUUCAAGAUGGACUCAGUUUCCAAGAUACCACUGGGGGCAGGUGAAAAAAGAAAGCUAUUUAUUUUUAGAGGAUGUAAAAUAGAUAAAAUAUGGUAUAUUAGAUACAAAUAAAGUAAAAUAAAAUAUAAAGUGGGAAAGAGAAGCUUGGGGGUAAGUUGAUGUUACAUUUAAGUGUUGUGUUUCUUUGUAUUGUCAAUACUGUUUUCUGAUUGAACAAGUAUUACAAUAAUAAUACUGCUCUUGCUGUUUCAGUAACCUUAAUACUUAUCAUUGUUUCAGCAAGACACUAGUUCUCUUGCAGUUUAAGGGUUAAUCGGAUUCAUCAGUUGAUGUGAAACCGCUCCAUAUUCAUUAUAUAUGUUACACACUGUACAAUUAGUUAAGAUGCGCAUUCUCCAAUAAUAUUUAUCCAAAAUACAUUAGGUUUUGUGGACUGCAUUUCAAAACAUCUCGAUAAUCCUUUCUCACAUAUUUAGUGUUCUUAAGGUUGUGAUUUUUUUUGGCUGGAGUGAAUUGAGAAGGAAAAUAUGAGCAAUAUGAAUAUAUUUUCACAGAUAAGAAGCAUUUUUCACUGACCCUGAUAAAGGAUAUUCAGUUAUUGCUGAUUAUGUAUAUACUAUAAAUAGCAAAUUACUGUAACCUGAAAGAAGGGCUGAUAUAUAUUACUCAAGGAGAUAUGUGCAUCUAGAGAAUAUUAGCAGUCGUUUAUUACAAGGUUCACAAAUUAAAAGUUACUACUCAGAAAGUGUGUUUCCUAAUUAGAAACCCUAAAAUGUAAAUUAUUAAUAUCUAUCACAGCAUAUUGCAAUUUUUGUGUUUCAUUUCUUGACAUAUCAAACUAAUUGUGAUUAGGAGCCAAUAUCAAACAUGUAAUUAGAUAAACUUGAUCAAUUUUCAAAAUUAUAUGGCAACAUAGAACAUAAAAAUUAAUGAUUUGGGCAGUUUGCUCAUGUAUUUAAAAGCUGUGUCUUGUGGGCAUUUCUCUUUGAUGAUAAUUUGUUACAUGCUGCAUUUUAAUAGAUUUCUACAACUGAAACAAGCUGUAUUUAGUUUUUGAUCAUUCAGUGCAUUUAUUGGGGAAACAUGAUCAGAAUAUAUAAAAUUUGAUCUAUUCAAACAGAGUGGGGAAAAUGAAGCAUUUAGUAGCAGAACAGUUUUGCGAAAGAUAAAAUGACUCUGAAAUUCAGGAAAUUAACUUGUUAUAGCAAAUUAUCAAACAAAAAUUCUAGAGUAGACAGCUGCACAAUCUUAGCUUUAACAUCAAAGCAACUACCUAGAGUUACAAUUAUACACACAAAUGUUUAACACUUCAGACAUUCACUUGUUUCAAGAAGAUUUGUAUUUUCAAGACUGUUACAUACUGAAGAUUAGGAUUUUGAUUGCAAAAUGACAUAACAAUUUCCAAAGCAUCUUCUGAUUCUCAAUCUUUACUUCACUAAAAUUCAUUUUGUUGUUUCAGUGAUUCUUUACUUUCAGAACCUAUUUUAUGGUAUUUCCUUGGAAAUAGGCUUGCAAAAAGGCAACAUUUAAAUAUUCAUUGUGGUACAUAAAACUGAAGUAAUAAUGGUAUGCAUUUAGUGGCCACAAGAUGUCACAAAUGGUUUAGUCACCAUUUCUUAAAUAUUUCUUAUUUUCACCCUCAUAUUAUUUUUCAUUAUUUUAACCAAUAAUUAAAACAGUAUUCAUCUUUAAAAAUAUUAGAGCUCUUUGGUUUAUUUUGUAUGACUAUUACCAGACAAUUUUUUGUAUCUCAUACAUUUUCCCGAUGACACCAAUUCUAUCAACAAUGAUAAUCAUAUUGUCUUUGCAUUUUUCAAUUUGUCAUGAAUGUGUUUUGUUUCUGAGUCAAUGAGAGAGAGAGAGUGUGACCUCGUAAAAAUACAAGUUCACUGUUAAAUUCAUUUAAUUGCUACAGUGAUUAUCACUGGUUGCGCGCAAUGUGCUUCACUGAGUGUUGCCGUAUCCCAUUCGCAUAUACCCACAACGGUGCAACUUCAGGAAUUACUCAAACCUGGUAACAUGCACAGCAACAGUGCAUGCAAAAAACCACUACACAAUAUUAUUCAAAACAUCAAAUACAGGAACCAAUGUUAAAUUGGAUAAUUGGUUAUUAAAUUAAUGGGAUAAAUAAUCCAAUAUUUAUUUUGAAUCUCCAUUCAAUAGACCUAGAUAAUAUUUAACCCAUUUCCUUCAUUAGCCAUAAUUGCAAUAAUCAGCAACCUGAACUUUCUCAUACCAUGCAAAUUCAUACAAGUAUAAAAAAAUUGUAAAUUGUUAAUUAUGGAAGAGUCUGUCAUUUAAAUGAUAAGAAAACGGUUUAAAACCUAUUGAUAAAAUGUGACAAUUUCUAGCAGUAUUUACGAGAACAUUAUUGGCUAGUUUCUCUUGGAUGUUUUGAAUAUUUCUUAAUGCAACUAUGGGUACUUCCCCUGACCAUUUUCAAACAUUGUCUGUUGGAUUUCACCAGCUAAUACAUACCUGAAAGUGCCUACAGCUAUCUACUAGACAGAUAUUAAAAGUACUGACAGGUACUUCAUUGACCUUUUCUAACCUUGUUUAGACAUUUUGCUAGCCUGCAAACAAGUGUAUUUCUGUAUGCACUAAAUAGUUACUAUCAGUAUAUAAAAGUAAUGUAUUAGCCAGUUUCUUACAGUAAUAAUUUGUCAUUUUAAUCAUAAAUAUUCACAGGAUUCUAUAGUGAUUACAGAAAUCUACCAGCCAAAUUGUAAAAGUAUUUAUUAGCAUUUUUCUAAUGAAGAUAACCCACAACUGUUUACUGAAACCAUUGUAUUUGUAACUACUGCUAUUUGCUUGUCAAUUUCUAAUCGUAUAACAGAUUUAUUUAGCCAACUGAUUUUUAGUUCCCAUCAGAACAAUGUAUUGUUCUGAUGGGAACUAAACAUCAGUUGGAUAAAUGAAUCUGUUAUGCCGUAUUGUUCUGCUUCAAUAAGUACCUAGAAAAAAGUUAUUUACUCAAACUCUUAUUAACACCUAUAGAUGCUAAAAAAAAGUGAUUGCACAUACGUAUUUAUCAGACAGUUUCAAUAGACAUGUACUAGCCUUUAUUUAUUGGACAUCUGUUAUUGAUUCCAAUGGUAUUAUUAUUUUUCAGGCAGCUUCAAAUGUAUCAAUAUAGCUUCUACUAAAUCCACUGAUAUCUAUUUAUUGGACAGUUCCAUUGUUUACUUUAUUUACUAUACUGGUUCUAAUCAAAGAUGUGGACAUUUCAUUGACUGAACAGCUUCUGUUAGUAAGCAUGGGUGUUUAAUUACCGGACAAUUACUCUCGGUACUUGCAGGUGUUUAUUUGCUGGACAGUUAGCUUAUGUAUACAUGGGGAUUUAUUCGCUGGACAAUUAUAAUGCUCUUACAUGCCCCUUCUCCUGAUGGUUUCUAUCAGUGCAGUUAAGCUUCGAGCUUCCAGUGUCUUCCCGGGAUAGGAUUAUUCAGUGUUGUAAGAACUCUACAUCUUCAUAAUUACAUUCGGAUUCAAUUAGUAUGUUCAUAUGAUUUAUAGCCUUUGUUGAAUUGGUCAUUCUGCAAAUGGCACGGAUUUAUAAAAUAAGCCAAAGAGGAAAACUCUAAAAUCAGACACUUCAUGCAGUCAUGCAAAUACAACAAACCUUCCAUCAUGGAUGUUCAGACAUUUAUUUUUUUUAAAGUAGAAAUUAUGAAGAUCUAUGAUACCAGACAAUUUAUUGCAGAAUUUGUUCCACUGAUUUAAUUAAUUAAAUUAAAGUGUUAUUGCCUGUUGCCGCAACAUGAUCUUGUGCAUGCGCCUUUGGUUUUGCAAACACAGUUACUGUAAAAAGUCAUUGGGAUAUCAACCAUUGAAUGGUCUGGUCAUUUUUCCAGAAAAUGUACCUAAAUUUAUAUUUCAAAUACAAUUUGCAAAUAUGUUAUAUAGAGUAAGAUCGUUGUAGAGUUGUGUUUUCAGUAUCUAUUUCUGCCUUCUUUAAUCAAUCAUGUGUUAGGUGUAGUUGCAGUAUUUAUAUCCUUUUAUCUUUUUAAUAUAAUUUCAGUUAAAAGGAUCACUAACAUGAGUUUGAAUAUUUCAUUCUGUAGCAGCCAUCUGUGCAUGUACUUAGGGUAGGAGGGUUGGGGUAGAAAUAAUUAUGAGAUCUUAGCAGUGGGGUUUCUACUUAUGCCACCAAUGCCAGCAACUCUUCUAUUCAAUUUCAUAGUAUUACUUCUCUCGAAUGAUGCUACUGAGUUGUAGUUAUAACUGAAUGCAAAAAAAAGGUAAUAUGCAAAAUACCAAUCUGCUUGCUCUAAAUUUCAUUCAUAAAAGGACUUUAUCCCAAAUCACUUUUAUAAAUGUGUUGGUGCACCAUUUAAAAGUAAAAUCUAUUUUGAUUCAGUAGUUUACAUGUUAAUGAAUGCCAAGAUAAUUUUACACUUGUCUAUUAUCACAUUCUUUGCUGAAGUACAGUUGACAUAUCUUUCUGUGAAUGGUCAGCACAAGCUUAAAUUUAUUACCCUUGGCUGCACUGACAAAGUUAACUAUGGUUUCAUGUAUGUAAAUUGAAUAUUCAACUUCAUUGAAUAUCAAUUCUUAUGUGACUUUAGUCUGUGAAACCAAUGUAAUGAGUGGUAUGAAAGGGGGUGUUAACAAAAAUGCUAUGAUGUCGAAUGAUUGAAGAAUAAAGAACAUUGUCACCCA